Nannospalax galili (Upper Galilee mountains blind mole rat) is the source of this 3227-nucleotide messenger RNA. It is a transcript of the gene Rnf8, whose product is annotated as ring finger protein 8. The transcript is spliced from 8 exons. Gene Ontology annotation, cellular component: nucleus; ubiquitin ligase complex; site of double-strand break. NCBI's taxonomy places the organism in Eukaryota, Metazoa, Chordata, Mammalia, Rodentia, Spalacidae. The record is from RefSeq and is a predicted model, not a curated record. Gene Ontology annotation, molecular function: histone binding; metal ion binding; ubiquitin protein ligase activity. Gene Ontology annotation, biological process: protein K48-linked ubiquitination; double-strand break repair; ubiquitin-dependent protein catabolic process. Bases 170 to 1690 code for a protein of 506 amino acids.
GCCGGCCUUCCUGGUUCGGACGCCGGACCUGUGUUCUCAUCGAUGCGGCUCCCGGGGCGAUUGCUUCUGUCUAGGUAUUGUGCGGAAAAGGAAGCUCGCUGGAACCGAGGCUGGAGCUUCGCUCGUUGCUGACCGCGACCGCGGAGGACUGCCGAGGACCGGGUGGGCUAUGGGCGAACCCGGCCCUGUGGUUCCGGGGCACCGCGCGGGAGGCCGGAGCUGGUGCUUGCGGCGGCUGGGGAUGGACAGCGAGUGGCUUUUGCUGGAGACUGGGCGUGAGGUGACUAUAGGACGAGGAUUUGGUGUCACGUACCAACUGGUAUCAAAAACAUGUCCCCUGAUGAUUUCUCGAAACCAUUGUGUUUUGAAGCAGAAUCCUGAGGGACAGUGGACAAUUAUGGACAAUAAGAGUCUGAAUGGUGUUUGGCUGAACAGAGAGCGUCUGGCACCAUUACGGGCUUACUUCAUCCAUCAGGGAGACCGUAUCCAGCUUGGAGUGCCUCUGGAAAACAAGGAGAAUGCGGAGUACGAGUAUGAAGUGACUGAGGAAGACUGGGAGAAGAUGUCUCUCUAUCUUGCCCCAAAGAAUGACCAGACGGCGGAAAAGAACAAAGGCUUGAGAACGAAAAGGAAAUUCAGUUUAGAUGGAUUGGAGAGUCUUGGCGCUGAGGGCCCUUCACAUUUCACAUGCAAAAUAAGUAAAGUGUCUAGUGUACCUGGUCAGUCAGUGAAGUUAAAUGGGAAAGGCGAAGGGACAAGUGAGCCCUUGGGAUAUUUUUAUUCUAAAUUGACUUCUCUUGAGGCAAGUGAGAAGACCACCAGGUCUCACACUUACUCUGUUCCUCCAAAGGUCAUUGAGCUUCAUCAUAAGAAGCAGAAAACCUCAAACCUUUUAACAUCUCAGAGCAGCCUAGAGCUGUUUAAGUUGACCAUGUCCAGGAUUGUGGAGCUGAAAACCCAGAUGCAUGAAAAACAAGUAGCUGUUCUCAAUGUGAAAAAGCAGACCCGAAAGGGGAACACCAAGAAAAUCGUGAGAAUGGAGAAGGAACUGCAGGACCUACAGUCUCAGCUGUACGCAGCGCAGGCUCAGCAGCAGGCGCGCGUGGAGCAGCUGGAGAGGACGUUCCAGGAGGAGGAGCAGCACCUCCAGGGGUUGGAGAAGGAGCAAGGAGAAGAGGACUUGAAGCAACAGCUGACCCAGGCUUUGCAGGAGCAUCGGGCUCUAAUGGAAGAGCUAAAUCGCAGCAGGAAGGACUUUGAGAAAAUCAUUCAAGCCAAGAACAAAGAAUUGGAGCAGACCAAGGAGGAGAAGGAGAAGGUGCAAGCCCAGAAGGAGGAAGUUCUUAGCCACAUGAAUGAUGUGCUGGAGAACGAGCUCCAGUGCAUCAUUUGCUCAGAGUACUUCAUCGAGGCUGUCACCUUGAACUGUGCCCACAGUUUCUGCUCCUACUGUAUCAGUGAAUGGAUGAAGCGGAAGGUCGAGUGUCCCAUUUGUCGAAAGGACAUCGAAUCUAAAACCCACUCCCUGGUUCUGGACAACUGCAUUAAUAAGAUGGUGGAUAAUCUGAGCUCAGAAGUGAAAGAACAACGGAGUGCCCUUAUCCGGGACAGAAAAGUAUGUUUUUCCCUGGAGAGAGAUCUGAUUCUCAACAUCAUCUACAUUUUGCUUGCCUGGAAAAAGACACAGUAACUUUUCUGCCUUGCAGCACCAAAGUGCUGUAUAGCUGAGCCCCUCUGCUGUGCUGUCUGCCUCUAAUUAAAGGCAUGCUUUCUACACUAGGACUCCGAGAACCUGGGUAAAGAGGGUUUGUAUCUCAUUCAGGCUUUAUUAAGCAGAUGAAUAUGCAGCCAGCUAUGCGAGAUGCUUUGCACUGAGUGACAGGUGUCCCAUAUCCAUCUGGUUACCUAGCCUAGACAGGACUCAUCCUCCCUCCAGGCUUGGCUCGCUAAGCCCAGCAAUUAGACUGUGCCAAGGUGGAGGACUUUGCCCUGUGUGAGAUGGAUAGCUGGAUACCAGUUGUCUGUUUCUCUGAUUGGAAGCUGGUAUUAUUGAAUAGAAGAAACACACACACACACACACACACAAAACCUACAAAUCCCCUCAUUAUUUCCACCCUUCCUGUCUGUACUACCUUUUCCUCCUCUAUGAAUGACCAUCAGGCAGUCACCAUAAUAACUACAGGAGUGCCUAGAAUUGGGCAGCUCUCUUCAAUGACCUGUUUGCUUUUUAUAGCCUUUCUCUGCAACUGGACUCUGCACCCUACAUCUAAGAAUAAGCCGGCAGUGUGGGGUGGCCCAGAUAUGUUUAGAUUACACUCAUUCCAAAAGACCUCAUAGGAAUGUCAUGGUUAGCAUUUGAUACGGAAAUUAAGAGGGAAUCUCUACCUUGCCUUGUGCUCUUAGUUUGAGAAGGACCUAGGCAGGUGAAGAUAGCUCACGAAUGGCUCUUGCCUAGAAUUGCAGUCUUGUUAGGUGUGGGGCCUGAUCUGAGUGGUAUGCUGUUGUAGGCAACAGCAGGCCAAAGCCUCGUUCUCAACAUUGUUGAAUUUCAUUCAAAGAAAAACAGCCUGUCCAUUUCCCCCUGUUUUUUGUAAGUGGGAGUUGAGGCAGUAGGAAUGGGCUGUUUCUUUGAAGAAGAUAUGGUCUUGUGGAUGAAAAAUAAUGAACCAUUUUGUUCAGUCUAUUCUUUGGUUUAGAAAAGGCUAUCAAUCUUAGAGAAGGAAUGUGCCUGGGAUAGAUGCUUCCCAAAUACUCAGAUGCUGUAGUUUCUUUGUUGACAGCAUCCCCAGACCAUGCGCCCGUGAUAACUGCCUAAGCUCAUGAAAUCUCCACACAGUGUUUCCUGCUUGCUAUCCCUCUGUCAAAUUCUAAUCUAAGAUCCUCAAUUCAGAUCUGGUUUUCAGCCCAGUAUCUCUGCUGUUUAUUUUUAAAAUAGUUUAUUGAUUAUUUUAUGUGUAUGAAUGUAUUGCCUGCAUGUAUCUAAGUGCACCUGUGUUGUGCAACGCCACAGAGGUCAAAAGAGAGUGUCAUAUCCUGUGGAACUGGGGUUAUGGAUGGUUGUUAGCCACCAUGUAGGUGCUGGGAACCAAACCCGGGACCUCUGCAAGAACAGCCAGCACUCUUAAGCACUGAGCCAUCUCUCCAGACCAUGCCUGCUGUUUAAUUCCCUUUGGGCUCUGUGGGUAUUGUGUGAUUGUUUUGUUAUACAAUGGUCUUCCAAUAAAUGC